Racocetra fulgida is the source of this 725-nucleotide messenger RNA. The record is from the annotation of a GenBank genome assembly. NCBI's taxonomy places the organism in Eukaryota, Fungi, Glomeromycota, Glomeromycetes, Diversisporales, Gigasporaceae.
GCAGGAGUAAAAGACAUCGUGUUGGCAGUAAAUUAUCGCCCCGAAAUCAUGGUAACUCUUCUUCAAAAAUAUGAAGAAAAGUUCAACAUUACAAUCACCUUUUCUGUUGAAACCGAACCCUUAGGGACCGAGAAGCCUGUAGAAUUUGUCAGCAACAAAAUUAAUGCUGGCAUAUAUAUAUUGAAUCCUUCUAUUUUAGACAGAAUUGAGCUAAAACCUACCUCUAUUGAAAAAGAAGUAUUUCCUCAUGUGGCAGCCGAUUCUCAACUACAUUCAUUUGAUCUAGAAGGUUUUUGGAUGGAUGUUGGACAGCCUAAAGAUUUUUUGACAGGCACUUGUCUAUACCUCGCCAAUUUAGCCAAAAAACAGCCUCACCUCCUUGCGAACACUGAUUGCGAUUAUGUUCACGGAGGUAAUGUUCUUGUCGAUCCGACUGCAAAGAUUGGUAAAGGUUGUAGGAUCGGUCCAAACGUCACGAUUGGCCCAAACGUUAUUAUUGGUGACGGUGUUCGAUUGCAAAGAUGCGUUGUAUUGGAAGGAAGUAGAAUCAGAGACUAUGCUUGGGUUAUGAAUAGCAUUAUUGGAUGGCAUUCUAACAUUGGACGAUGGGGUGUUUCUGUACUUGGUGAUGACGUAUCCAUCAAUGACGAAAUUUACGUAAAUGGAGGUCGUAUUCUACCUCACAAAUGCAUCACUUCAAACGUAACUGAACCUCAAAUAAUCAU